AUCCUAGUAGUUGUCCUUGUUCGGUAAAGUCGCCGUCGCCGUCGCCGUCGCCGUCGUCGUCGUCGUCGCCGUCGUCGUCGUCGCCGUCGUCGUCGUCGCCGUCGUCGUCGUCGUCGUCGUCGUCUUCAUCGUCGUCGUCGUCGUCGUCGUCGUCGUCGUCGUCGUCGUCGUCGCCGCCGCCGCCGCUGUCAUCGCCGACGUCGUCGACGUCGUCAUCGUCGUCGUCGUCAUCGACGUCGCUGUCAUCGUCGUCGCCGUCGUCGCCACCACCGUCGCCGCCGCUGUCGCCGCCGCCGUCGCCGCUGUUAUCACUGUCGUCGUCGUCGUCGUCGUCGUCGUCGCCGCCGCCGCCGCCGUCGCCGUCAUCAUCGGGCCACUUAUCUCGGUAUUUGGCAUCGGUAUCCCGACACGGUUUUUCGUGGAAUGGCAGCGGCCUUAAAGAAAAAUUAUUCACGCAGAAGAUUGGCUGCCCUUACAUUCCUUUCCAACAUCUCUCUUGACGGCAGUCACCGGGACACCAAGUUUACCGUCUUGUCACAAAGUGAACCGAUUCACGAGCGUACGUUAAGCGAUGGCCAAUCAAAUCAACAAACAAUACUUGAAGUGUAUCAGAGCGCUGACUUUGAGGUCUCCAUGGAAGAGGUUUUAGAUGGUUGCACGGAAGAGGAGACGCAUGAUUUCUCGCAAAAUGAAAUGAUAGAGCAAACCAACUCUCCGCAAUUAGUGCACAAAAGCACCGAUCAUAACUCUUACAGUUCUGAUUCGGAUGGACUAUUCACACCUGCCAAGGCAGCAGUUACCAUGUUCUUAGAACAGGAGAGAAAUCAUAUGCAAUUGUCUUAUGGCAUGCAUUCGUUUAGAGAACGAACUGGAACUACCGGAAGCGACUACUCUUUACCAGAAAGACGUGUGGGCUCUUUACAAUAUAAAAAGCGCAUAAGUCAUCAAACAUCUACGCUUUCGGAAGACAUUAAGCAUCAAUACGAUAGUAGCAGUGAGAGCAUUGGCUCUAUACAUUCAAAAGCCCAAUUAUCAAAACCAAAGACAAAGGCACUGAACAGUACGCAACAUAUUUCUACAAACAAUAGCAUAAUACCAGAAGUUGCAAAGGAGUUGCGUUUGUUACAACGGCCUGUAAAUGGCUGUAAAUUUGGAGAUGAUAGAUUGGUCUUGGUAUCAAACCAGCAUGUACCAUUUGUAGUAUUUUCUGCUAUUCCAUAUAACAAAGGACAACGUUCCAGUUGGUCAGAAUUACGUAAAGACACAACUCGAAGAAAAAAUGUAUCAUCUCAAAGACCAUUAUCAGCAAUUAAUGACAGUAUUGAUCCAUUUGGAUUGUUAGGUGUAGAACAUGCUAAAGAUGGCCAGGAAAUAUCUUAUGGGCAAUUACUUGUACCAUCUAGACAAUUCCAAAGGGAUAAAAAAUUGAAUCUUAAUGAAAAUGAAGCUAUGGAAUUAACACAUUUUAUACCUAAUAAACAUCAUGUGGUACAAAGGACAAAAACAAUUACUUGGAAUGUGGAUCACAAAAAAUGGUGUCUAUCUUAUGAUACAGCUACAAAUCGAACUCAUUACAUAACUUCCGAGUCUCCACCAUUGUCUUUCAGUGCUGAUUCCAAAGCUUAUGAAUGGGAUGAGCAAUCUGCUCAAUAUAAUCCAAAUUUACUGGAUGAUCCAGAACUUAUUGCUGGGAAACAUAGAACUCUAUUAACAUUUACAUCAUAUAUGGCAUCUGUUAUCGAUUAUGUAAGACCUUCUGAUUUGAAGAAAGAGUUGAAUGAUAAAUUCAAGGAAAAGUUUCCUCAUAUACAACUCACUCUCAGUAAGCUUCGUAGUUUAAAACGGGAAAUGAGAAAAAUAGCUAAAUUAGAGUAUGGCAUCGAUUUACUCACUGUUGCAAUGGCUUAUGUAUACUUUGAGAAGCUUAUUCUUCGAAAUAUCGUGACAAAGCAAACGCGGAAAUUAUGUGCUGGCGCUUGUUUACUUCUCGCAGCAAAAUUGAAUGAUGUGAAGGGUGAUAUUCUUAAAUCACUUAUUGAGAGAAUUGAGGGUGUAUUCCGUUUAAAUCGCAAGGACUUAAUUACAUCUGAAUUUGCUGUGUUGGUAGCUUUAGAAUUUGGUCUACAUCUGCCAACAUGGGAAAUAUUUCCUCAUUAUCAGCGAUUGAUUUAUGAGUCCUGACAUUCUUUCAUUCUUUUUAUACAAUCCCAAAACGCCUCUGUGAAAAAAUCUCAACAGUAAAGCAUAUCCGUAAUAAUAAUAUCCGUAUUAAUAAUUUGGAAGCUAUAUUAAUAAGCUUCAAAACAUGAUUACAUUAUAUACUUCAGAUUCAUUAUAUAUCUUCUUUGUCCAUUUCUUCGAUUUAAUGCAGUUAUAUACAACAAUUUAAUAUGAAGGACCCUAUCAAAGGAAUAAUGAUUAAAAAAAAGCAGUGCUUAUGAGAUUCUUAUUGUUAUAGUUUCUGUGAGUUACCAAUGUAGUACUUACUGCAUGCUGUGAAUAUUAUUUUAUUAUAUAUUUGAAUAUGUUUAACUUCUUGUUUAAAUAUCAGAAAAUGAUCGGUGUUAAAGAGAAAUUAUAUUUAAUUACGGCAUGAUUCAAAUAUUUGUUUAAUAAGUAGAUAUUAUAUACAUAUAUGUGUAAGAGAAAGAGAAAUUUGUAAAAUAUUUUAAUUAUAAGUUGUCUUUUAUGAAAAAUAUGUCAGCGGUUUUGUGUAAUAUGCAGUCUUUUCUAGGUAAGAAAAUAAAAAUAAACAGAUAUAUACAUAUAAUAAUUUUAUAAAUAAGUUUAUUUUGAUGAUUGUGCAUGUUUUUAUAUACUUCACUGUUUUAUGUGUCAAAAUAUAUACAGUCUCUAAUCAUUUUAAUUCUAUGAUAAGAAUAUUAGAGCAAUGUUUAAAACAAGACAACCUAAAUAAUUUCUUAAGACUUCCGCACAAUCGGAAAUAUAAGGAACAAGGAACAGAGAUAUAAGGACUAACUUUUAUUAAAGUAACUUUUUUCAAUUUUCUAAGUUAUGUAGUGUAUACAUAGUUUGUACAAGUUAUAUACAUACCAAAAAACCUGGAAAAUUGAAAAGGAAGUUAACAAAAGUCAAAUCAGUCCUUAUCUCUAAUAUAUCCUUGUUUCUUAUAUUUUCAAUUGUACGGGAGUGCAAACUUUACUGUUUGAAUUGCUAGAAAUAAAGAUGUGGUGAAAAAAUAAUAUCGAGUGUAGUUUUUUUUUUCUGUUUCUAUCACGAAUUUAUCUGAAACAUUUUUCUCUCUACUAAAAUAUAGAAAAUUUAUUUAAGGUAACUUGUUUUUGUGCAUCAUCUUAUGUAAUUAUAUUGUUAUAUAUUUCACAAAACCGCUGCUAUUUUGGUUAUACAGAUUCACUUCUUUAACAAAAUAAAAAUUUAUUUGGUUUUAAAAGUUUGUAUAAUUUGCAUUAUAUCAUAUUCAUAUAUUUUCUUUUGAUUUAUAAACUAGAGAUUAAAAAUAAUCAUUACUAUUUUAAGUUAUUAAAAUAUGAUUAUAUAUUUCAUUUUGUUUUAUAUAAUAUGAUUAUAUAUUUCUCUUUGUUUUAUGUAACAUAAAUGUAAAAUGUAAAUAGUUGUUUUUUUAAUUAUUGAGUAUAUAGUUUAUUGUAAAGUAAUAUGUGUGUGUAUAUAUAUAUAAUACUAGCUUUUUAUUUUUUCAAUUAGUUUCAAAUACUUUUUUCAAUUUAAUCAAUUGAUUAAAUUGUAAAUACUAUAAAAAUUAAAUGAAUAUGUUAAACUCUUGCAUUAUAAAAUAAUCUAUAUCCUAUAUAUAUUUUAUAUUUUAUUAUUUUGUUAUAUUUAAACUGAGCCAUGUUCUUUUUAGAGAUUACUAAUAUAUUACAGAUAUUUUUCAGAUUAGAAUAGAUGUAUUCCUUAUUUUUAGAAAGAUAUUAGAAAAGUAUGAAAGGUGUGUCUUUCCGAAAGAUAGUUUUACUCAAGAAUUGUAUCAUUUUCUUCAAAAACUGACCAAGUUAAAUGUGCUUGAUACAUAGUUUUUAUUUAUAUAUUUUAUACUAUACAAAAUCUUUCCAUCAUAAAAACAAACCAGUGAGACUUAAAUUAUAUUUAAACUGACUUGUAGAAUGUGUGUUUUGUGCUCAAUUAUUUUUAUCUAUAUUAUCCAUAUUGAAUUGAUAUUUCGCUCAAUUUUUAUUUAUAUAUAUGAGCUAUUAAUUUUUUAUUUAGUACUAUUAUAUAUUUACAUCUACUCUUAUAUACUAUAUUAAAUUUUAUUUUCACAGAUAAUUAUUUAAAAGAAUACAAGAGCAUUAUAGCAUUAUUCUUUGUUACAUUACUAAUUUUAUUACAAUUACAUUAUUUUCUUAAAUUGCAGCAAAAUUUUUAAAGAAAAAAUAUUGGUUUGUAACAUGAUAAUAAACAACAUGUCACAUAUAUAUAUAUAUAUAUAUAUAUAUAUAUAUAUAUAUAUAUAUGUGU
This is a messenger RNA of Cataglyphis hispanica, 4458 nucleotides long. RefSeq names its product CDK5 and ABL1 enzyme substrate 2. NCBI's taxonomy places the organism in Eukaryota, Metazoa, Arthropoda, Insecta, Hymenoptera, Formicidae. The coding region runs from base 424 to 2181 and encodes 585 amino acids. The transcript has 10 exons. The record is from RefSeq and is a predicted model, not a curated record. Gene Ontology annotation, biological process: regulation of cell cycle.